GAUGUGUACCACAUAGGUUUGUUUAUUUGUUUUUUUUUUUUUUUUUUGGUUGUUGUUUUUUCUUUUUUCUUUUUUUCGGAGCUGGGGACCGAACCCAGGGCCUUGCGCUUAUUGGGCAAGCACUCUACCACUGAGCUAAAUCCCCAACCCCUUGUUUUUGUUUUUGUUUUUUUUUUUUGGUUCUUUUUUUCAGAGCUUUUUUUUGGAGUUUUUUUUUUUUUUAAAUGAACUAUUUAGUUUUCUGCUCUCUCCUCAGUCGUUGUCAAGGUGACUUUGGAAGUAAAGUUUAGGCAGUAAGGCACACAAUUUUACCUGGAGUUCUGGGACAGUAACAAAAAGUUCUGAUCAGAUUUGUUUGCAGAUAAUCUGAGGUGGGUUUGCUUAUAAGUAGACAGAUCUGCAUUAAAGCAUAUCAAGGGCCCAAGAUGUGACCUACAACUGCAUGCUAUUCUAAGGGUUGGAAUUACAACACCCAGAGGCCAGACAGGCUGCCUGUCUCUAAAUCCUAAAGGCUAAUGUUUAGAGAAACUCUGAUUCUGUGGCAAUUCCACAGUUAUAUGCGUGCAUCAACAUUGAUGCAGUUAUCUGAAAUUCCUGCCAUUGGAAUUCAAUGUAAUGGGUUUGGGAAAUCUGAACAUCUUAUACAAUCCAACUCCUCUGAAAGGAAAACAUUUUGAGUCUAAUUUAGAAAUCGAUAAGCACAAGAAAGGGACUGAAAAACUGGUGAGUGAGGUUUGUUCAGGACAGGAAUGACUGUAUCUACCUCAAGGGCACAGGGAGUCCAAAGGGCUGUUUACAUGCAGUGCUCUACAUCUCAAACAAGACCGCUUGGAGGAAUAGUGCCUGAGCCAAGGCUAAAACUAAACUACAAACCUAGAAAGUUAGUCUCUGUACUUCUCCCUUGUCCUAAUUUUGCACCAACUGAGGCUCUGGGAUCACUCUCAGAAGCACUGCUCAGAGGAGCCAUUCCGUCUCCAUUCGGCCCAGACUCCAUCCAGGGAAAGCGCCGGCCGGGUAGACGAAGAGAAAAAUGGCGAAGGCUGCACUUCCGGCAAGUGUCCUUACGAAUGCAUCCGGGCGGCUGCAGCAGGUACCGCCCAAGGCGUUCCGGGCUCUUGCUGCACAGCCUACAACGGUGAUGGCCGGCAGACAGUCUGGUUGGAGCCAGGCGGCUCUUCUCCAGUUCCUUCUUGGCAUGUGCCUAAUGGUGAUGCCACCCAUACAAGCCCGGAGUCUGCGCUUUGUUACCUUGCUGUAUCGACACGGAGAUCGGUCACCAGUGAAGGCAUAUCCUAAGGACCCCUAUCAGGAAGAGAAAUGGCCCCAGGGAUUUGGUCAGCUAACCAAGGUUUGCCUACAGGAAGGGAUGCUACAGCAUUGGGAGCUGGGCCAGGCCCUGCGGCAACGCUACCAUGGCUUUCUGAACGCCUCUUACCACAGGCAAGAGGUUUACGUGCGAAGCACAGACUUUGACCGUACUCUCAUGAGUGCAGAGGCCAACCUGGCCGGACUCUUCCCUCCCACUGAAGUUCAGCACUUCAACCCGAACAUUUCAUGGCAGCCUAUCCCUGUCCACACCGUGCCCAUUACUGAAGACAGGUUGCUGAAGUUUCCUUUGGGUCCAUGUCCCCGUUAUGAGCAGUUGCAGAACGAGACUCGGCAGACACCAGAGUAUCAGAACAUGAGUAUUCAGAAUGCACAAUUUCUGGACAUGGUGGCCAAUGAGACAGGGCUUAUGAACUUGACCCUAGAGACCAUCUGGAAUGUGUAUGACACACUCUUUUGUGAGCAAACACAUGGGCUGCUCCUGCCACCCUGGGCCUCUCCCCAAACCGUGCAGCGUCUGAGCCAGCUAAAGGACUUCAGCUUCCUCUUCCUCUUCGGGAUCCACGAUCAAGUACAGAAGGCCCGGCUUCAGGGGGGAGUUCUGCUGGCUCAAAUAUUGAAGAAUCUGACCCUAAUGGCAACUACCUCUCAAUUCCCUAAGCUUCUGGUUUAUUCUGCGCAUGACACUACCCUGGUUGCUCUGCAAAUGGCACUGAAUGUCUACAAUGGUAAACAAGCCCCCUAUGCUUCCUGCCACAUAUUUGAACUGUACCAGGAAGAUAAUGGGAAUUUCUCAGUCGAGAUGUACUUUCGGAAUGACAGUAAGAAGGCACCCUGGCCACUGACCCUGCCUGGCUGUCCUCACCGUUGCCCACUGCAGGACUUCCUUCGCCUCACAGAACCUGUCAUACCCAAGGACUGGCAGAAGGAGUGCCAGCUAGCAAGCGAUACUGCAGACACAGAGGUGAUUGUGGCACUGGCUGUCUGUGGCUCCAUCCUCUUCCUUCUAAUAGUGUUGCUCCUCACUGUCCUCUUCCGGAUGCAGGCCCAGCCUCCUGGCUACCACCAUGUUGCAGACAGGGAAGACCAUGCUUGACAACCACUCAGUCCCCUUCCCUCUGCCUCCUAGGGGAUGUGGGCUGAGUCCUUGCUCCUGACUAUUGCCGAUCCCAGCCCAGGGACAGGUUUAGCCUUCCUGAUUACCUACGCCCAAAUGAAUGAGUGAGGCUGGGCUGGUCGCACGUCACCUGUGACUUACCAUCCUCAUGCCUGAUGUUUACCAUGUACUGUGUUGGACACUGGCUUUCUCUAAAUGGGAUUUGCCUCUUCUAUACUCCCUAAGGACUUGAGAUACAGACAAGCAUUCAGGUUUUACUCAAGACCUGGGAUUAAAAAAACAAAACAACAACAGAAAAAAAACCCCAAACCCUGAAGAAGCUGGUACUUGAUCUGUCUAGCUCUUCCCCCAAGCCUUGCUCUUUGUCUUCUAGCCCAUAUCUUUGGCAAAUGGCUUGGAGGACAUUGUCCCUUGGUACUUUUGCAGUUCAUAUAAAUGGCUCAUUUUAUAUGGAUCACCCAACAGCAAAGUUUCCCUCUGACUGAGGCUGCCGUCAGUGUCAACCUCAGGCAGGUUGAAGGACACUGGUGCUGCACCUGGAUGACAGUGGGAGGACACAGGAGUGAAACACAUGGAAUCAUGACGUGACUCUCCCUCAGCUGGGCUGGACUCUUCAGGGACUUGAAGUAAAUGCAGCUGGUGAACUGUACACCUUGACUGUGGCCCGAAACAGAGCUGAAGUAACUCCGAGGAAAUGAAGGUUUUGACUGAGUGCUGGUUCUGUGCCUUUUUUUUUCCUUCCCCAUUUCUGACAUCCAAGAAGCACUCUUACCAGGUCAGUACUAGGUCUCAAUACAAAAGAUAUGCUUUUAUUGGUUAUGUCAAAAUGAACAUAAAAAUUUAAAAAUUCCCUGGUUAUUCUGCUACUAUACAUCAGAAAAAAGGAAAGUACCUUGGCUCUAGCAUGAACUUGGUCUCCAGGCUAGACACAGCAGGGACCCUGAGGGUAGCUGGUUUACUCUUUAAUUUUCUGAAGCAAAAUCUAGAGCAGUAACAUGUCAGUAUCCUAGUUCCAUACAGUAUCCCAUGCCACCAGCACCCCUACUCCCACACUGAGAGUUGGGUACUUCUGGCCUGUGAACAAACAGCUACCACUUCUCUCACAGAACCUGCUCCCAUAGGCAGGGUCAGGUGUUGCUGUCCCACACCAUCUUCAUAGUCUUUCAUGGUCUUUCAAUGACCCAUCUUCCUCUGGGCUCCAAAUGAGAAUAUGAUAACCUAGAAGAAACAAGAAGUCUGACUGACACCUUCCAUUAUUGGUCUGUCUCAGAGGUUGGUGCUGUCUUGGGGGAACUAAUAGACUGGCAUCGCCAUGACCAGAAUAAAGCCAGAUGGGUAACCUAGGCCAGAGACCACUGUCUGCCGGGUAUGUUUACUGCCUACUGCCCUGGGAUGAACUGGGCAGGGAUUUAGCCUCCAUUGCAACCUAGUUUGAGAUAGUUACUCACCCAUAGUAGAAGCCAGUGUGUCUCCCAUAGGAUUGAACUCAUUGAGCUGCAAGAGUGAGAGUAUCGGUGUGAAGUGAGGAGAGAGCAGUACAGAGGCAGUACAUGGGGACUCGUCCUGAUCAGAAAGCUGCUUAACUCCCUACUUCCCCCCAUCACUGUUUGAGGUGCCAAGUCUCACCGAAGUAAUACCGGAAUAUCCUGGAUCAUAGAGCUGACACAUCAUCUUCCCCGAGCUUCCAUCAAACACAUCUAUUGUCCUUAGUUCAUAGGGAACACAACUUUUAAGAUUAGGAUCUGGGUAUCGGCCCACAACAAUGAGGUUGUGCCGUGAAUGCCAGGUCGCCUAGGAAAUGGAGAGGUCAGUCAGAAUGUAAAAUAUUCUUGAAGCCAGGGAAGAUGACUCAGUUGGCACAAGUACAUCUGGUUUUGGAGCCCCAAAACCCCUAUAAAAAUUUUGUCAUGAUGCACCUAGAAUUCCAUCUGGGAGGUGGAGACCUGAUGCCUCCGAACUUGCCAAAUCUACUCCAGCCAAAUCAGUGAGUUCCAGGUUCAGUGAGAAACAGUUUCAAAAAUAAGGUGGAAAACAAUUGAGAAAGACACCUGCUGUCAACCUCUAGCCUGCACACAAGUAUUCUUUAAGGAGUAGCUCUGUGGCAGAGCACUUACACAGUAUACACAAGACUGUAUGUUUCUUCCCAGAAUCUCACAUAUAGGCCAACCUGGUCUACACAGAAGCCCUGUCUUGAAAAAACAAAAGUCUGAACAAGGAUGAUGGGAAAACAUUUGUAAGAGCCAGAGGUGUUCAGUGGUAAAGACCUUGCUUAGCAAGCACAGGUGUUCAGUCCCCAGAAUUGUAAAAAACAAAGCAAAAAUGCAAUGCCCAAUUUGAUAUCUUAAGAAACUGGGGCUGGGGAUUUAGCUCAGUGGUAGAGCACUUACCUAGGAAGCGCAAGGCCCUGGGUUCGGUCCCCAGCUCCGAAAAAAAAGAACCAAAAAAAAAAAAAAAAAAAGAAA
Molecule: messenger RNA, 4905 nt
Organism: Rattus norvegicus (Norway rat)
Lineage: Eukaryota; Metazoa; Chordata; Mammalia; Rodentia; Muridae
Source: RefSeq, a predicted model, not a curated record